This is a messenger RNA of Rhizophagus irregularis DAOM 181602=DAOM 197198, 2880 nucleotides long. NCBI's taxonomy places the organism in Eukaryota, Fungi, Glomeromycota, Glomeromycetes, Glomerales, Glomeraceae. The record is from RefSeq and is a predicted model, not a curated record.
AUGCUAAGCUUUUUCAAAAUUCCUCUUUAUAUUAUUUUUUACUGGUAUCAAAAAAUAGCAGAAAAUGGUAAUGAAAAUGCAAUGAAUAAUUUAGCUAAAUGUUAUUACAAUGGAGAUGGAACAGAAAAAAAUUUAGAAAAAGCCUUUCACUGGUUUCAAAAAUCAGCAGAAAAUGGUAAUAAAGAUGCAAUGAAUAAUUUAGCCAUUUGUUAUGAAAAUGGAGAAGGAACAGAAAAGAAUUUAGAAAAAGCCUUUCACUGGCAUCAAAAAGCAGCAGAAAAUGGUAAUGAAGUUGCAGUAGCAGCAGAAAAUGGUGAUAACAAUGCAAUGAAUAAUUUAGCCAUUUUUUAUGAAAAUGGAGAAGGAAUUGAAAAAAAUUUAGAAAAAGCCUUUCACUGGUAUCAAAAAGCAGCAGAAAAUGCAGCAGAAAAUGGUAAUGAAGAAGCAAUGAAUAGUUUAGCCAUUUAUUAUUAUAAUGGACAAGAAACAGAAAAAAAUUUAGAAAAAGCCUUUUACUGGUUUCAAAAAGCAGCAGAAAAUGAUAAUGAAGCAACAAUGUUUUUUUUAGCCAAUUGUUAUAAAAUUGGAGAAGGAAUAGAAAAGAAUUUAGAAAAAGCCUUUUACUGGUAUCAAAAAGCAGCAGAAUAUAGUAAUGAAGUUGCAAUGUUACAUUUAGCCAAAUGUUAUUAUGAUGGAGAAGGAAUAGAAAAGAAUUUAGAAGAAGCCUUUUACUGGUAUCAAAAAGCAGCAGAAAAUGAUCAUAUUGGAGCAAUGAGUUAUUUAGCCAUUUGUUAUAACAAUGGAGAAGGAACAGAAAAAAAUGAAGAGAAAGCCUUUUACUGGUUUCAAAGAGCAGCAGAAAAUGAAGGAACAGAAAUGAAUUUAGAAAAAGCCUUUUACUGGUUUCAGAAAGCAGCAGAAAAUGGUAAUAAAGAAGCAAUAAGAAGUUUAGCCAUUUGUUAUACAAAUGGAGAAGGAGCAGAAAAGAAUUUAGAAAAAGUCUUUUAUUUUCUUCAAGAACUAGUAGAAAAAAAUUAUGUUGAAGCAAUGUAUAAUUUAGCCAUUUGUUAUUAUAAUGGAAGGGGAACAGAAAAGAAUUUAGAAAAAGCCUUUUACUGGUUCCUAAAAGCAAUAGAAAAUGGUAAUGAAGAAGCAAUAAGAGGUUUAGCCUUUUGUUAUAAAAAUGGAGAAGGGACAGAAAAGAAUUUAGAAAAAGCCUUUUACUGGUUUCAAAAAGCAGCAGAAAAUGGUGAUGAAAAGGCAAUGUAUAUUUUAGCCAAAUGUUAUUACAAUGGAGAAGGAAUAGAAAAGGAUUUUGAAAAAGCCUUUUAUUGGUAUCAAAAAGCAUCAGAAAAUGGUAAUGAAAAUGCAAUGAAUAAUUUAGCCAAUUGUUAUGAAAGUGGAGAAGGAGUUGAAAAGAAUUUAGAAAAGGCUUUUUAUUGGUAUCAAAAAGCAGUAGAAAAUGGUGAUAAAGAAGCAAUGAAUAAUUUAGUCAUGAAUUAUAAAAAUGGAGAAGGAAUAGAAAAGAAUUUAGAAAAAGCCUUUUAUUGGUACCAAAAAAUGGCAGAAAGUAAUAAAGAAAGUACUGGUAAAAAUGAGUUAUGUAAUGAAUGUAAACAACCAUAUAUUGAUUACCAAUGGUGCCAACAAUGUAAUUCUAAACGAUUUCAACAAGAUUUUUUAAAAUGGACUAGUAAGAAUAAGUUUGUUGAUGAAUUUAUUAAAGAAGCACAACUAAAUGCUAAAAAUUGUUAUGAAGUUUUAGAAUGGAUACCUUAUAAUAAAUUAUCAAGUAUUAAUUAUCAUGAUAAAGGAGGAUUUAGUGAAAUCAAUAAAGCUAUCUGGUCAGACGGACCAAUUGAUAGUUGGGAUUUUGAUAAACAACAAUGGAAUAGAUGGAGCUUUCAAACUGGCUAUGAAGUUAUUCUUAAAAUACUUAAUAAUUCAUCAAGUUUAAAUAGUAAAUUUCUGGAUGAGUGGAAAUAUCAUUAUAAUUGUCAAAAAAAAUCAUUUUCAAAAUUUAUUCAAUUCUUUGGAAUUACCCAAGAUCCAUAUAAUUUAAACUAUAUAAUAGUAAUGAGUUAUGCAAAAAAAGGAAAUAUAAGAAAAUGUUUACCUAAUAUAAUUAAAUUUAAGUGGCAAGAUAGGUUACAAUUAUUGAAAAAUAUUAUAUUGGGACUUAAAGUAAUUCAUGAAUCAAGUUUAACUCAUGGUGAUUUUCAUGAUGGUAAUAUUUUAGUAUCAGAUGAUUAUAAUGAGAUAUUUAUUAUUGAUUUAGGGUUAUGUAAACCUAUAAAUGAUUUACAAAAUUCUGAUAAAAUUGAUAAUGAAAUUUAUGGAGUUUUACCUUAUAUGGCACCCGAAAUAAUAAGAAAAGAACCUUAUACUCCAGCAAGUGAUAUUUAUAGUUUUUCAAUGAUAAUGUGGGAAUUUACAUCAGGUAUUCCCCCAUUUGAUCAUGAAGCACAUGAUCUUGAACUUAGUUUAAGUAUUUGUGAAGGUGAGCGUCCUAAAAUUAAUAAAAAUACUCCACAAUGUUAUGUAGAUUUGAUGACAAAAUGUUGGGAUUCAAAUCCUUCCAAUAGACCAACCAUAACAGAGCUUGAAUAUAAAAUUUCUGAAUGGAUUAAAUGUAUUGACGAAUAUUAUAGAACAAAUAGAGAUGGAGAUUAUAGAAGAAAUGUACCUAAUAUUGAUAGCAAAUUUAGAAGUGAUAUGUCUGAAUUUGUAAAAGUAAGCGAUAAUUCAGUACAAGAACAAACUAAUAUUUCUAUUGUACAAUCUCAUCCACAAGCAUAUUAUACAAGUCGCAACCUUACUGAAAUUUUAUUUAAAGAUGACUCAGAGCAUUUGGAUUAUAUAAAUAAAUGGAAUAAAUGA